GGAGCGCUGGGGCCCGGCCGCUGGGGCCGGCUCGGCCUGCCCUUUGUGCCCGCAGCCCGCGCCCCGCGCCGAUGGCCGCUGCGCUGGGCUCUCCAGCCUCGCACGCCCGCCCGCGGACCUAACCCCGCGCGCCUGGGAUGCGCCGGGGAUGCGCGUCCUCCAGCCCUGCGGCUCCUCCCGGCUGGGCGCGGGGCGAUGGAGCUGAGCAUGAAGAAGUUCACCGUGCGGAGGUUCUUCUCGGUGUACCUGCGCAAGAAGUCGCGCUCCAAGAGCUCCAGUCUGAGUCGGCUCGAGGAGGAAGGCAUUGUGAAGGAAAUUGACAUCAGCCAUCAUGUGAAAGAAGGAUUUGAAAAGGCCGACCCUUCCCAGUUUGAACUGUUGAAAGUUUUAGGACAAGGAUCCUAUGGAAAGGUGUUCCUGGUGAGGAAGGUAAAGGGAUCCGACGCUGGACAGCUGUAUGCAAUGAAGGUUCUUAAGAAAGCGACCUUAAAAGUUCGGGACCGAGUGAGAUCAAAGAUGGAGAGAGACAUUUUGGCAGAAGUGAAUCACCCUUUCAUUGUCAAGCUUCAUUAUGCCUUUCAGACGGAAGGAAAGCUCUACCUGAUUCUGGACUUCCUGCGGGGUGGGGACCUCUUCACCAGGCUCUCCAAAGAGGUCAUGUUUACUGAGGAGGAUGUCAAGUUCUACUUGGCUGAGCUGGCCUUAGCUUUAGAUCACCUCCACGGGCUGGGCAUCAUCUACAGAGACCUGAAACCUGAGAACAUCCUCCUGGAUGAAGAGGGACAUAUUAAGAUCACAGAUUUCGGGCUGAGUAAGGAGGCCAUCGAUCACGACAAGAGAGCCUAUUCAUUCUGUGGGACGAUAGAAUACAUGGCUCCCGAGGUGGUGAACCGGCGAGGACACACGCAGAGCGCAGACUGGUGGUCCUUCGGUGUGCUGAUGUUUGAGAUGCUCACGGGGUCUCUGCCGUUCCAGGGGAAGGACAGGAAGGAGACCAUGGCCCUCAUCCUCAAAGCCAAGCUGGGCAUGCCACAGUUCCUCAGCCUGGAGGCCCAGAGUUUGCUCAGAGCCCUCUUCAAACGGAACCCGUGCAACCGACUGGGUGCUGGCAUUGAUGGAGUGGAGGAGAUCAAGCGCCAUCCUUUCUUUGUUACCAUAGACUGGAAUAAGCUGUACCGGAAGGAGGUCAAGCCACCCUUCAAACCUGCAGUGGGCCGGCCCGAGGACACCUUCCACUUUGACCCUGAGUUCACAGCACGGACGCCCACAGACUCACCUGGCGUCCCCCCCAGUGCCAACGCUCAUCAUCUGUUUAGAGGAUUCAGUUUCGUGGCCUCAAGCCUGGUCCAGGAGCCUUCGCAGCAAGAUCAGCACAAAACCACGGUUCCCCCCAUCGUGCAGCAGUUACACGGGAACAACAUCCACUUCACCGAUGGCUAUGAGAUCAAGGAGGACAUCGGGGUGGGCUCCUACUCCGUGUGCAAGCGGUGUGUGCAUAAAGCUACUGAUGCAGAGUAUGCCGUGAAGAUAAUCGAUAAGAGCAAAAGAGACCCCUCGGAAGAGAUUGAGAUUCUGCUGAGGUACGGCCAGCACCCGAACAUCAUCACCCUCAAAGACGUCUACGACGACGGGAAGUUCGUGUACCUCGUGAUGGAGCUGAUGCGCGGUGGGGAGCUCCUGGAUCGCAUCCUCCGGCAGAGGUACUUCUCAGAGCGGGAGGCCAGUGAUGUCCUGUGCACCAUCACCAAGACCAUGGACUACCUCCACUCCCAGGGGGUCGUGCAUCGAGACCUGAAGCCGAGUAACAUACUGUACAUGGAUGAGUCUGGAAACCCCGAAUCCAUCCGAAUCUGUGACUUUGGGUUUGCCAAGCAGCUGCGAGCCGAGAAUGGGCUGCUGAUGACACCCUGCUACACGGCAAACUUCGUUGCCCCAGAGGUCCUGAAGCGACAAGGCUAUGAUGCGGCGUGUGACAUCUGGAGUUUGGGGAUCCUGUUAUACACCAUGCUGGCGGGAUUUACCCCUUUUGCAAAUGGACCAGAUGAUACCCCGGAGGAGAUUUUGGCGAGGAUUGGCAGUGGGAAAUAUGCACUUUCUGGGGGAAAUUGGGAUUCCAUAUCUGAUGCAGCCAAGGACGUUGUAUCCAAGAUGCUCCACGUGGAUCCUCAGCAGCGCCUGACGGCAGUGCAAGUCCUGAAACACCCGUGGAUUGUGAACAGGGAGUACCUAUCCCAAAACCAGCUCAGCAGACAAGACGUCCACCUGGUUAAGGGCGCGAUGGCCGCCACAUACUUUGCUCUCAACAGAACCCCUCAGGCCCCACGGCUGGAGCCGGUGUUGUCGUCCAGCCUGGCUCAACGCAGGGGCAUGAAGAGACUCACAUCCACGAGGUUAUAGCAGCCGGCAGGACCACGCACUGCACUGGGCUGCUGAUGCUGGCGGGGACCCGCUCCUGCCCCGCUGGAGGGACCGCGACCCGCCACCCAGGCCCGGGCGCCAUGGCUCAGUCCAGUUUCCUUGCUCAGCCCGGAGAGGAUCCGGACGGGGACCUCCCAACGCCUCGCUGUGCCAACCUUGCCACCUCCUUCCCCCGCGAGCAAACCAAAAGGACUCAUUUCACUGCGCACCCCUCCGCUGACUGCCUGUAGGGUUCCUUCCGACUCUGUAGAUCUUUUACUAUUACGGCUUAUUAUAUUUAUAUGGAGAGAUAUUUUUUCCACUUAUAAAGCCAGUAACUUGGUCAGA
Equus quagga is the source of this 2745-nucleotide messenger RNA. RefSeq names its product ribosomal protein S6 kinase A2 (gene RPS6KA2). Bases 196 to 2397 code for a protein of 733 amino acids. Gene Ontology annotation, biological process: protein phosphorylation; intracellular signal transduction. Gene Ontology annotation, molecular function: magnesium ion binding; ribosomal protein S6 kinase activity; ATP binding. The record is from RefSeq and is a predicted model, not a curated record. Lineage: Eukaryota; Metazoa; Chordata; Mammalia; Perissodactyla; Equidae. The transcript has 21 exons.